UAACUGGUCUACUCGAUGAAGAUUUGCCUGUGCCCAGUGCUGACACUGUGCCCUGGGUAUCCACAGGUAUACAAAAGUACAGCAGACGUGGAGUCAGGCCGGGCUCUCUACUCUAGGUACUCGGAGGUCACUGAUUCAGAGCCCGAGAGAUUCCUCAGCCUUCGCGAGACAGUCCUGCUCAGGAAGGAAGCCAGGAAGAUGUUUGUGCAAGCGAACACCAGGGUCAAAGCUGACGGUGACGUUCAGUUCCUGAGCUACGAUGGAACAGCGGCCGGCUUGAUCCAAUCCUUCGUUGAGCGAUUCCCGGAGGACGACGAGGAUCUGGAGUGGAAUCUACAGGACCUCUGUCGGAGGGACCUGCCGUGCUGGAACCGCCUCUAACGCCCUCCACCCCCCACCUCGUUCUCCACCCUGGCCCAGUGUGUUGCCAAUCGAGUUUUUUUUCCACUUGCUCCCCCCUUUUCUGUAUCAUCCCUUCUGAAUUUCCUGCAAGCGCUGCUUUGGUGGACUUGGAAUUCUGAGCGGGACAACUCAAGCCACUAUCCCCACCCCACCCUGAUUCGGAAUGGCUGGAUCCGUUCUCAGGUUAACGAAUCCCACCCUGUGCCCCAGACCCUUCCUCCGACCCAGCUGCCCGGGUUACUCGGUCGCUUGACCGUCGCAGCGAGGGCGUUCUCAGAGUUUCGGAACGGAAACCUCGGGCAGGCGGUUUGCCCUAAUUCCUGAGAUCUGGGGAGGGUCUGCGUUUCCCAGGAAGCUCACUCCCAGUCCCAGCACGUAGCUGUUCCACACAGAGACCACCACCUGCCUCCUGUUCCUUUUUCCCCUCCUCUCCCCCCCCCCCCCCCCCAAAGGCGUCACUGACGGUCAAGAUUCUCUGAGCUAAUUAACGCCGGGAAUUUAUCACGUUGUGAAACAGCAAAUGGGUGUCCGAAUCAUUCGUUGCUGCGGGAAACAGAGUGUGAUCUCCUGGUUGGGAUUGCGUUCCAUUUCUGUCGCAAGAAUUAAAAGAAAAAAAAUCCUGUCCU
Messenger RNA from Chiloscyllium plagiosum (whitespotted bambooshark), 1028 nucleotides. NCBI's taxonomy places the organism in Eukaryota, Metazoa, Chordata, Chondrichthyes, Orectolobiformes, Hemiscylliidae. The record is from RefSeq and is a predicted model, not a curated record.